GUCCAGAACCGUGAAGAGUCGAUCCGCAAAAUGUCGUCAAAGAAGCCUGCCCAGCGCUCCGCCAUUGCGGACGUGGUUGCCCGCGAGUACACCAUCCACAUGCACAAGAGACUGCAUGGUGUCACUUUCAAGAAGAGGGCUCCCCGUGCCAUCAAGGAGAUCAAGUCUUUCGCCACCAAGGCCAUGGGCACCACCGACGUCCGGAUCGACCCCCAGCUCAACAAGAAGGUCUGGGAGCAGGGUGUCAAGGGUGUUGCUUACAGAAUCCGAGUACGAAUCUCCCGACGACGAAACGACGAGGAGGGCGCCAAGGAGAAGUUGUACAGCUACGUUCAGGCAGUCAAUGUUAAGAACCCCAAGGGCCUUGCGACCGAGGUCGUUGAGGAGUAAAGAAAAUUUGUUUCUCUUUGGGAAUGGUUCUGGGGUGGCAUGGCAUUACGGAGUUGCAACCGGCUCUUCUAGCUUUUCACGCUGAAAAUAAAAAGACGGCAAUGUGAUCAAAGGAUUUUUUUUUAUUCCACGGCAAAGCAAACACCCCUGCGACAACGAUUGCUGGCGGUAGAGUCCCUGACUUGCUAUGGAAGGGAGAGUGACGGAGAAGAGACCGCCUGGUGAGGCGAUGAUUGGUCAUGAUAUAUUCGACAAGGUUCAAUUAUCGGUUGUAACCUGUCAUGCGCUUGCGGAAGGGAUAAGGAAGCC
Trichoderma reesei QM6a is the source of this 699-nucleotide messenger RNA. RefSeq lists its product as uncharacterized. Gene Ontology annotation, molecular function: structural constituent of ribosome. Gene Ontology annotation, cellular component: cytosolic large ribosomal subunit; ribosome. Lineage: Eukaryota; Fungi; Ascomycota; Sordariomycetes; Hypocreales; Hypocreaceae. The record is from RefSeq and is a predicted model, not a curated record. Gene Ontology annotation, biological process: cytoplasmic translation. The transcript is spliced from 4 exons. Bases 31 to 390 code for a protein of 119 amino acids.